GCGAGCAGGACGUGUGCGGCGGUAAUGGCUGCCAGGGAGAGGGAGGGAGACAACAAACGAAGCCCCGACAAGCGAGCCUAAGUGAGGACUAGGAUGGUAAGCAGCCAGCCGAAGUACGAGCUGAUCCAGGAGGUGGGGCGUGGCAGUUACGGCGUGGUCUAUGAAGCAGUAGUGAAGCGCACAGGGGCCCGAGUAGCGGUGAAGAAGAUCCGCUGUCACUCUCCAGAGAAUGUGGAGCUGGCUCUGCGGGAGUUUUGGGCCCUAAGCAGUAUCCAAAGCCAGCACCCCAAUGUCAUCCACCUGGAGGAGUGUAUCCUGCAGCGGGACCAGCUGGCCCAGAGGAUGAACCAUGGCUCCAGCUCCCCGCUCUACCUGGAGCUGGUGGAGACGUCUCUUAAAGGCGAGAUCACCUUUGACCCGUGCUGUGCCUACUACUUGUGGUUCGUCAUGGACUUCUGUGAUGGGGGUGACAUGAACGCCUACAUUCUAUCUCGCAAGCCCAGUCGCAAGACCAACACCAGCUUCAUGCUCCAGCUGGGCAGUGCCCUGGCCUUCCUGCACCGCAACCAGAUCAUACACCGCGACCUCAAACCGGACAACAUCCUCAUCUCCCAGGCCUGGACACCAGCCGGGUCGUCUGAGCCCAUCCUCAAAGUGGCCGACUUUGGCCUGAGCAAAGUCUGUUCCACCUCCGGGCUCAACCCAGAGGAGCCAGCCAGUGUCAACAAGUGCUUCCUGUCCACAGCUUGUGGAACAGACUUCUACAUGGCCCCGGAGGUCUGGGAAGGCCACUACACUGCCAAGGCAGAUAUCUUUGCCCUGGGGGUGAUUAUCUGGGCCAUGGUGGAGCGCAUCACCUUUGUGGAUGUGGAGACCCAGAAGGAGCUGCUGGGGAGCUAUGUGCUGCAGGGCACAGAGAUUAUACCCUUAGGGGAAGCCCUGUUGGAGAACCCAAAGAUGGAGCUGCUGAUCCCCGCCAGGAAAAAGAGCAUGAACAGCCACAUGAAGCAGCUGAUCAGGGACAUGCUGGCGGCCAACCCUCAGGAACGGCCCGACGCCUUUGAGCUGGAGCUCAGACUGGUCCGUAUUGCCUGCAGAGAACUGGACUGGGACACGUGAUGGAUGUGAUGGACCACAUACUCAGUCAAUCAAGCACAUGUACACAUCACAUCAUCUACUCUUAACCUAGAUGGUCUUUUUUUUUUUAACUAGAGAACAAUAACUAGAAUAAUCAUUGCAUCGUGGCUGAAACCUCAUCCACUUUCCAAGAGCAUUCAGUCCUCUGCUAGCUUUGUCUUUAUAAUGAAGAGGAGAGGUGUGACACCAACCGCUGCUGCUGCUGCUGCUGCUCCUCAAACUGCAGCUUAGUCUCAGGCUAAUCACACCACAGCUUCCACUUCGUCCUAACAGCUCCACUCAAGCAUGAUGAAGGAGGCGAAUGACCCCAAAAGUCUUCGAUUCAUUUAGAAGUAAAAGUAAAACCGUUUGUCUACAAAUACCACCUUGGACUCGGUGCUAAUUGUUACCAAAUGCAAUAUGAGACAUAAUCCUGUGAUUUUUAAAGUGUACAUUUAUCCAAAAACCCAGUCACCUCAGUAUGUAGAAUGUUGUGAAGCUGUGUGUGGCUUUAACAGAACCAGAGUUACAAACUGUUUUCUGCCUGGACAUCACCACCAGCACUAAAAUGUACAUCCAGAUUUGAUCCUGUUUUGGCAUCAAAUGCAGAUAUGCACUGAAUGCUCAGGUAAUAAAAACAUACAGUGUGGUGGUAUUUGUAGACAAAUAUCUACUGAUAAGAUUGGACUUAGGGGGUAAGAAAACCAAACUUCGGUGCUGGAAGAUAACAAAUAGUUUCCGUUGGUUGUGUGGGUGGAGGAUGGUUUAUCAGUUAGUAUCCAACCUGCAGGCUCUUGUUUUGGCGUUUUCUUCUAUAACCCCAUUGCAAAUUUCAAGAUAAGUGGAUUGGUCCAAGACACACCCCUAACUAGAGAAUGUAAAAUGAUCGCGACAGGCAACCUUUAUUUGUUUAGAGCCUUAAGGCCGGUGCAUGCUUCUACGUUUUCACGGGAACAGAGACGCAGGAGCCCUUCCGGGCCCCUCACGGCCCUUCCUACGUCCUUACGUGCGUCGGCCAAUUUUUCUAACUAGACGGCAAAGCCCCGCAAGCGUCACCCGGCCGCGAGGGCUGUGAUUGGUCUGCUGACUACAUCAUUUCCGGAGUCGCAUUUCCGGUUCAUGCCCGGAAACCACGGAAGAUUUAGAAGAACGAAUAUGGACCAGAUAGAAGAGCACUUGGCAGAAGAGAUCCGACACUAUGUCCACUAGUAUAACCCGUCACUAACCGGCGGAUUUUUCCGCCAGAAAAAGGCUCUGCGGAGCCGCCGUGGCGAUGUAAAUAAAUCGCUCUUCUUCGUGCAACACACGAAGAAGAGCCGACUUCGACAAAAAACAUUACUGCGCCUAGUGUUCUGGUGGGGAAUUGCAUGGCAACACGCGCAACGGUUGGAGAACCAUGAAUGACAACGAGUCCUGCGUUACAGCUGCGUGCCUGCGGGCCCCUGACGACGCAGAAGCAUGCGCCGGCCUUUAAACGCAAACAGACCCAACAUAAUGACAAAGCACUUCACACAGUUUGUGAGGAUGAAUCUGGUUUGUCUCAACUUGGGCAACCUCAUUUUCAGGCUUUUGGCCAAUAAUCCUAUUGAUAAUAACAAUAUAUUCCCAAAGUUAAUUGCCCCCCACUUAACUUAAGUUUUUGCUGCUGCACCUCUUGAAGUUAAUGUUUUACAGAUGGAGAACCCACGAUUUAGCCUUUACAAUACUUAUUCUGUACAACAUAAUCAAACAAACUUAAGCUGCAGAUAAAUCUUUCAUUUGUUUAGUUUUUUAAAGAAAUGCCCAAAUUUUCCAGUUCCAUCUCCUUCAUUACGAAUAUUGCCUGGUUUCCUGAGUCUGUUUGAUUACAAAUUGAAUGUAUUUGGGUUUUGGACUCUUGAUCAAAGAAAACAAGACAUUUGAAUACAUCACUUUAGACUCUGGGGAACUGCAAAAAGCCUGUUGUUGAACUUUUCCACUAAUCUUCAUUAUGGAUUCAUCAAUAAUAACUAGAAGAGUUAAUAAUAAAUGUAUUAAUAUUUUAUUUAUAAUCCAAAAAAAAUCUUAACAAACAAAGAUACUGCCAUUCAGCUGUAAGACAGCUGAACUUUUGCUAGAUUGUAAGAAUUGAAGUUUUUCAUAAAUCUACUCGAGCAUGUACAUGGACACAUCAUCAGUGUGACAUCUGAGUCCAGGCGACUUGUGUUGAAACGUUUCACGUCAACUUCUUUAAAUUCAGUAAAACAACUCUGAAACAGUAGCCUCUGUUUUACACAGACUCUCACACUGAAUGUAUCAGCUGUGAACAAGGCUUAUUCUAAUGUACUAAUGAAGCCCCACAUAAUAAUAUACUGAGGGAAUGGUGAUCAUUGCAAACAAGUUUAGGCUGUAAAUGCUGAGGUAUGUGGCAUUGAUCCAUGUCACAUACUUAUACAUGGGAAUCACCUACUGCGUGACUCUUUAGUUACUGGAAGAGAAAACAAAGGCGUCACCCAAACUGAGUGUUGUAAACAUCCACCACAGGUAACAGACUAAACUCCUGGUUCAGCUUUGGCCUACCAUAAUAGUCAUUGUGCACAUGAUAACUUCUUAUGCGUAAUGAGUGAUUAUUAUUACCAUAACUUUGGAAACUCUUUGUUUCCGUAUCACCUCAGAGUGUUUUUCUAUAAUUUGUCGGCGAGUUUACGACCUGUUCAUAUUUUUGGGUUGUUAUUUUUGCCUCAUCUGUCUUGAUUAUAAUGGUACCAUGCUCUGUAGGAUAAAUACGAUGUUAUCUCAGCCAGUAGAAAUAAUGUCCACAAGUGUGAAAAGCCCAGAAUCAUCAAUAAUAAUGAGAUGAAAAUUUAAACCUAGCGAGCACGACAAUGAAGAAGUGUGCUCUAUGUUCAGAUAACUCACCAACACAUGGCAAACAACCAUGAUGACAGAAUUGCUAUGUUGCCUAAACAUACAUUAAAUCAUGUGAAGCGUGAGCCGCUUGAAUUAUAAGAGCAGGGACAUGAAUAUUCAGUCCCUCGUCCAUUUAGACCUGAUUGAGCGAAAGCGGUGAGGCGUUUAGUGACAGCACUUUGAUUUGGGGCUUUAUAUUUAGUCCCAGUAACUACAGUCUGCAUCAUAUGGAGGAGCUCUGUGAGGCUGGACUGCGUGUGAUAACUGGGUUGCUAUUUGUUUAUCAGGCAAACACAAUGUCAGCCAACAGUCUACUUAUGCAUGCAGUGCCUCUCACCUUCAGGGAAGAAGCGAGAGAAGACACCAGCUCGCACAAUCCUCCAUGAGCUAGAUGAUCUCUGCUCUUUUUCUUUUUUUUGCUUUCAUUUUAUCCUUUGACACAAAAUACUGUUGUGUUUAACUUGAUCUCCUUUCACUGUGUCACUGCUCCUCGUUUCCUCGGGCUCUGGAUCUUACAGUAAUCCCUUUCUUCAUGCUUCCGACAGGCUAAUUCUAAGCCUAUUAAGUUGUUGCAGCACUUGGCAGAGGAUCAGGCCCGGGACCCCUUUUGCCUUCCAGGUCAUACAUAAUUUGUGCACUUUUGCAAAUUUGACAAAACCCUGUAAAAAACAAACAGUCUUGGCUUCUUCGUUCGCUCUCAAACUCUGGCAGAAGAUCAGGUUUCCCUUCGACUUGUUGCCAACAUUUAUCUGAUACAGGGCCUUAAAUUCUCCCCGUAGCUGUAAUAGUUUUAUUUCCUCAUGAUGCGAUCAAAAUUUGCCUUAUUUCACUUUCAUUUUGACACUAGAGUGCCCUCAUCAAUAUUAUACUCAAACACAGAAUUGGCAGAGGUCGUGCUUGAGACGCAACCGGUUUUGCUGACUCAGCGAGGUGCUUUUUGGUAUGAACAGCAAUACCAAGAAUCAGUAUUAAAACGCCUGCCUCUACGCUGCUUCAGACAAUGCUGCGUUGCUUCAAGUAUGUGAUUUGUGUCUUCCUGUACACAAAGUAGGUCACACAUAAAAUCAGAGCUCAAAGCCGAGCAGUGAAUGACGGGUGGAGUCACUUCCGAUUUGAUUUCUUACUUUAUCCCUUGUAAAGAAAAAAAAAAGGGGGGAUGGGCAUUUCAGUUCCUGUGAGGUUUACCAAACAAAUGCUAGAUCUGUGGUAUCGAGAGAUUUCAACCUUUUGAUUUAUUGUAUUCAAUUCCUUUGCACAUGUGUAAAUACUGUAUAUGAUAAACAGGGGAUGAACAAGGGUGAUGUACAUUUGAUUGGAUGUGCUCUGUUUUCAAGAGCCAGACUUGUUUGUAAAUUGCUGUGAUGGAAUCGGUUUUUCUUCAGCUCUUAAUUGCGCUUCAGUUUACUUCAAUCAUGGAAAAAGUUGUGAUAUAUUUCCAGGUUAAUAAUGUCGGUGUGCUAGUGAUAAUUGUAUGUUUUACAUUGGCCUAUUUUUUGUGAUUUUCUGUCAAAGCAAAGCUGGUAUACAACUUUGGUCAACUCUGUCGUCUUUUCUGUCUGGUACUGGACUAUCUGGAAAUAGAACAGUCUCAUUUGGAAUUCUGGGACGUGAAUCAAAUUCACCACUGUACGUAGAUCUGAUCCAGGACCAUCACAUAAUGUACCAUGGCACUGCUCAUGCUGUGUCCGGGGACUUGGAUGUUUCAGUCACUGUGUGGCUCAUGAAUUUGUUACAUUAAAUAUGUUGAAAAACAAGAACUCACCUGAUGGAAGGCACUUUGUUUUGGUGACUGUGAAGAAAAGCUCAGUACAAAAGAUGUAAUCAUGACAUAACAUUCAAUAAAAACCUUUAAA
Limanda limanda (common dab) is the source of this 5837-nucleotide messenger RNA. RefSeq names its product PDLIM1 interacting kinase 1 like (gene pdik1l). NCBI's taxonomy places the organism in Eukaryota, Metazoa, Chordata, Actinopteri, Pleuronectiformes, Pleuronectidae. Gene Ontology annotation, biological process: positive regulation of autophagy; autophagosome organization; axon extension. Gene Ontology annotation, molecular function: ATP binding; protein serine/threonine kinase activity. The record is from RefSeq and is a predicted model, not a curated record. The coding region runs from base 94 to 1119 and encodes 341 amino acids. Gene Ontology annotation, cellular component: autophagosome; cytoplasm. The transcript has 3 exons.